Penicillium samsonianum is the source of this 270-nucleotide messenger RNA. RefSeq lists its product as uncharacterized. The transcript has a single exon. The record is from RefSeq and is a predicted model, not a curated record. Lineage: Eukaryota; Fungi; Ascomycota; Eurotiomycetes; Eurotiales; Aspergillaceae. Bases 1 to 270 code for a protein of 89 amino acids.
AUGGCGACCGCUCAAAGCGUGAAGACAACCGCAACGCUCGCCUGGAACAAUGCCGCCGUGCCGUUAACUUUGAUAAUUCCAACAUUCACGCUGCCAACUGGGAGUACGGUGGAGGCUGUCACAGCAGCUCACAUUCCUGCCCCUACACGACUCGAACCUACCAUACCGGUUGAAGGAUCUGGAAAUGUGGCAUGGUCAUCGACCACUCGAUGGCUGGCUUUAUGCUAUCUGCUCCUACUAGCAAUCAAAAUGACUGAUGAAAGUUUAUGA